AUGCGGUUGAGUCCACGUGAAGUUGACCAUUUGAUGCUGCAUACGGCCGGUUAUUUGGCUCAAAAGCGUUUGGCACGAGGUCUUCGUCUCAAUUACAUUGAAAGUGUCGCUUUGUUAGCCACACAAAUCCUGGAAUUGAUUCGAGAUGGCAAGACGGUAGCGGAACUGAUGACCCUUGGUGCACAAAUGCUUGGCAGACGUCAAGUGAUGGACGGUGUGGCCUCCAUUCUGGAUAAUGUGCAAGUGGAAGGCACGUUUCCGGACGGAACGAAGCUUGUGACGGUUCAUAAUCCCAUUGCCAAUUUGGAUGGAGAUUUAUCGAUGGCUCUCUAUGGGUCUUUCCUGCCUGUGCCGAAGCUGGAGGUCUUUGGUCAGCUGUCUGCUACCACGUCAACGGUAGCUCCAGGAGCUUUCAUUACUCAAGACGCGGACAUUGUACUCAACCUGGGUCGAAAAACACGCGUGCUGCAGAUUACCAACUUGUCUGAUCGACCGAUUCAAGUUGGAAGUCACUAUCAUCUCAUUGAGGCCAAUCCGUACUUGGAAAUGGACCGAAAACUCGCCUAUGGCCACCGCCUCAACAUUGCAUCGGGCACUGCGAUACGGUUUGAACCGGGAGAUCAGAAGACGGUUUCAGUUGUUCCUAUUGCCGGGAACAAGGUGAUUACUGGUGGUAAUAACCUUGCGACCGGAAUGGUGGACGAGUCAAAGGUGGACACUUUUGUUGCGAAGGCACUUACUGAGGGUUUUCACCACAAGAAAUUGGAUCUCACCAAGCUGCCCAGUCAUGUGACUCAACCUGAGUUCGGAAUCUGCAAGAUGCCCAAGAGUGUGUACGCGCAGACGUAUGGUCCUACCACGGGAGAUGCUGUACGUCUUGGUGAUACGGAACUAUUCGUGGCGGUGGAAAAAGAUAUGACAGUGUAUGGAGAUGAAUGUAAAUUUGGUGGUGGUAAGACGCUGCGUGAAGGUAUGGGUCAAGCAUCUGGAAAGACGUCAGCUCAAGUGGUGGACACGAUCAUCACCAACGCGUUGAUUGUGGACUACUCGGGCAUCUACAAGGCCGACGUUGGCAUCAAGGAUGGGUUGAUUGCAGGCAUUGGCAAGGGAGGCAACCCGGAUGUGAUGGACAGUGUAAUGCCAAAUCUAAUUGUGGGCGUGAACACGGAAGUGAUCGCAGGAGAAGGCUUGAUUCUAACUGCAGGAGGCAUUGACGCUCACGUGCAUUUUAUUUGCCCACAGCUGUGCACCGAAGCACUUGCAAGUGGCUUAACUACGCUCGUCGGUGGAGGUACUGGUCCAGCAACAGGUACAAAAGCUACAACAUGUACUCCUGGUCCGAGCCAUAUGAAGCUGAUGCUACAGGCGACAGACACAAUACCGAUGAACAUUGGUCUGACAAGCAAGGGCAACACUGCGCUUCCCAAAGGUCUCCAAGAUACAAUUGAUGCAGGUGCUGUUGGUAUGAAGCUUCAUGAAGACUAUGGGACUACUCCUGCGGCUAUCGAUAACUGCCUCCGUGUCGCGGAGGAGAACGAUGUUCAAGUGACAAUCCACACCGACACGUUGAACGAGUCAUGUUGCGUAGAGCACACUAUCAAGGCAUUCAAGGGCCGAACAAUUCAUACGUACCACAGUGAAGGAGCUGGCGGAGGCCACGCUCCGGACAUCGUGACCGUGUGUGGUGAGCCAAAUGUGCUUCCGUCGUCGACAAACCCGACUCGUCCGUACACUCGUAACACAAUUGAUGAGCACGUGGAUAUGCUGAUGGUGUGCCAUCACUUGGACGCAAACAUUGCAGAAGAUGUGGCCUUUGCUGAAUCGCGUAUCCGUGGUGAGACCAUCGCUGCUGAAGACUUAUUGCAUGAUAUGGGAGCAAUCAGUAUCAUCUCAUCGGACUCGCAGGCAAUGGGACGCGUCGGUGAAGUAAUUACGCGCACGUGGCAAACUGCUGACAAGAUGAAGAAGCAGCUUGGUCUUCUUCCUGAGGACGCAGCAUCGGAUCACAAGCGUGACAACUUCCGUGUUCGGCGCUACGUUGCCAAGUACACGAUAAACCCCGCUAUAGCCCAUGGAAUGUCACACCUUAUUGGAUCCGUGGAGGUGAACAAGCUAGCUGAUCUUUGCUUGUGGAAGCCGUGCUUCUUCGGCAGCAAGCCCGAACUUGUAAUUAAAGGUGGUGCUAUUGCGUACGCUCAGAUGGGUGACCCAAACGCAUCCAUUCCGACGCCCCAACCCGUGAAGAUGCGCCCCAUGUUCGGUGCUCUUGGUGCUGCUGUUGGCAUGGGCUCGAUUGCUUUUGUCAGUCAGAGCUGCAUGGACAAGAAAAUUGCGCAGUCGUAUGGAUUGAAGAAGCGCAUUGAACCGGUCCGUCAUUGCCGAGGCAUUACGAAGAAAGACAUGAAGUUGAACGACGCGUUGCCAAAGAUUAAGGUCGACCCAGAGACAUACAAAGUGCACGCCGACGGAAAACGACUGACCUGCGGCCCAGCGUUAUCGGUUCCACUGGCGCAGCGGUUCUUCCUGUUCUAA
Peronospora farinosa is the source of this 2532-nucleotide messenger RNA. Lineage: Eukaryota; Oomycota; Peronosporomycetes; Peronosporales; Peronosporaceae. The record is from the annotation of a GenBank genome assembly.